Messenger RNA from Tripterygium wilfordii, 4555 nucleotides. Its product is annotated as mediator of RNA polymerase II transcription subunit 33A-like. Gene Ontology annotation, cellular component: mediator complex. The coding region runs from base 124 to 4056 and encodes 1310 amino acids. The record is from RefSeq and is a predicted model, not a curated record. Gene Ontology annotation, biological process: regulation of phenylpropanoid metabolic process. The transcript has 12 exons. NCBI's taxonomy places the organism in Eukaryota, Viridiplantae, Streptophyta, Magnoliopsida, Celastrales, Celastraceae.
UGUGGGCAUCGAACGGUCAACGGAGGUACCACUGGUUAGGUGAAAGUCAUAACUCAUUAACGUUACUACGCUUGGCUUGGUUAACUUCCAUGGACUGGGACAGUAAGAGUGGAAGCGACGGAAAUGGAGGGAAAGCAGGAACUGGAGCGAGAGAUAAUAGAGAGGCUGAAUGGGUGUGAAGAGCGAGGAGCGCCGAUUCAGGAGUGGGGAGCGGCGGUCGGAAAAUGCCUUUGGUCCAUUGGAGUAGCCGUACCGAGCACUGAACUGGCGGAGCUUCUCGUCUCCCGUCUAUGCUUCAGCGACAAACGCGCUUCUCUCUGGAAGUUCCUCCACCAUGCGAUCUGUUCCGGUCUCGUCUAUCCCCUCCACAUCAUCUCCCUCCUCACACACAGAGUAAUUCCUCAUCGUCAGUCUCAGCCAGAGGUGUAUAGACUCUAUCUUGAACUUCUCAACAGAUUUGGACUUUCAUUUGUUCCGAUUGAGAUUAAUACGUGCAGAGAGAAGAUAGUAAAAUCUAUUGAUGAUGUUCUUCAGCUAUCCCAGACCUACGGAGUCUGUGUUCUGGAACUUGGUCAUGCAUUGGUGUUCUUCUUUUUUAGUGUUGUUGUUAACGUGCUUGAUUGCACUCUCAAUGACUGGGGGUUGCAGAAAGUAUCCCCAAACAUAUCAAGUGGAGCAUCCGGACAAACUGAUCAUCAAAAUAUGGAUGUAGACUCUCACGGGGAUUAUAAUGCUGGAAGAAAUGAACGUCAUGAGCACUUAAUGAAAACAAACACUUCUGCGGCCAUAGAGGUGUUGGAAAAACUAACGGCAAGCGACAAGGCUAGGGUUUUACUCCGACUCGUUCACUUGAACAUGCCUGAAAAAUUCAAUGGACUUCUACAAAGGCUGCAGUGUUUUGAAGCUACUAACUUAAAAUAUUCAAUUCCCAAGUCUGCAAACAUGCUUGUGAAAAGGUUAUGUGUCAACAUUCAAAGAGUUCUGAGUUUUAAAUGCCAGUUGAAAAGGCAAGAAUUCAUUGGCAUACUUACUAAUAUUGAGUCAAGCAAGUUAGUGUCCUCUCCCAAGUUUGAUUCUGGUCGAUCUGCUUGUUGGGCUUCCUUUGAUAUUUUUCUGGAGCAUGCAAUGGAUGGGAGGCAACUUUGUCUUGAAUCAGCUAUUGUUGUUCUGAAAGAAGCAAUCAAUACACUCAAAGUGUUAAAUCAAGCAAGCUGGCAAGAGACGUUCCUAGCGCUCUGGGUUUCAGCUCUUCGACUAGUGCAACGAGAACGUGAAUCCCUGGAAGGCCCCGUCCCACAUCUUGAGUCCCGUCUUUCUGUUCUCUUGUCUAUUGUUCCGCUUGCUAUCUCCAAGUUAUUGGAGGAAGAAGCCCCAAUGCAUUCCUCUUCUCUUCAUGAAGCUACAGAAUCCAGAUCUACAGAUAGUUCGUAUGGGCACGAAAUGGAUGGGAAUGGUUUUGCCGCUAAAAAACAUGGACUGAUAUCCUCUCUUCAGAUCCUUGUACAGUUUCCAGAACUCUUAUGGCCUCCUGCAUCAGUCGUUGGUGCGGCAAAUAGUGCUGCAGCAAAAGCAGCGGCCUUCAUUUCUAAUAUUAAGAAUGCAAAUGAUGUUUUUUACAUGGACAGUGGAGUGUACAGUGGCAACAUGAGGCACCUUAUAAUUGAAGCUUGCAUUGCGAGGAAGUUGCUUGAUAGUUCAGCAUACUUAUGGCCUGGAUAUGCACCGACAUCAGUCUUUUCACCAUCAGAUUUUCCGCCACUUCAAAAGUCUUGCUGGUUAAAAUUCAUGGAGGGGGCUCCAUUAGAUAAUUCUAUAAUAAAUUCGCUUUGUAUGACACCUGCUUCAAGUCUGACGGAGAUACAGAAGUUAUAUCAUAUGGCAGUCAAUGGGUCAUCAGAGGAAAGUUCAGCAGCUGCUAAGAUUCUAUGCGGUGCCUCUCUCAGUCAUGGAUGGAAUAUCCAGGAACAUGUGGUGCAUUAUGUGGUCAAGCUUCUUUCUCCUCCUGUACCUCGUAAGUUUAGUGGGUCGAAGAGUCACCUAAUCGACUAUAUGCCCAUGUUAAGUGCUAUCCUUUCCGGAGCUUCCUCUAUUGAUACGGUUCACAUACUUUCUCUGCAUGGUGUGAUCCCUGAACUGGCAGCUUCUUUAAUGCCCCUCUGUGAGGUUUUUGGGUCACUUGUGCCAACAUCAGUUCACAAGUCGAGGGCAGGUGAUGAGCCCUCGAUUUACAUUAUUUUUUCUUCCGCAUUUCUCUUUCUUCUUCGUCUAUGGAAAUUUUAUAGACCCCCGCUUGAGCAGUGCAUUAAGGGUGGAGGUGCAGCUAGAAGCGAACUUGCUCUUGAGUAUCUUUUAGCAUUGCACAAUAGCCGCAGUGAGUCACAUAAUUCUAUGAUUUCAAAUAGAAUGAGUGCGAAUGUGAACAUGGCUGAUGUUGCAAAAAUCAAACCUACAUAUAUUGAAUGCUACCCCAAAUUACGAUCUUGGUAUUGUCUAAACAAAUCUUGUAUAGCUUCGACACUUUCUGGCCUCUGCAAUGAAAAUCCUGUUCACCAAGUAGCGGACAAAAUUAUAAAGGCGAUGUACUGGAAAAUGACCAGCGGCAGUGCAACAUCAGAUUCAACAAUAUCAAACAGUGGAGAAGAUAAUUACCCUAUGCUUCCUGCAUGGGAACUCUUGGAAGCUAUUCCAUUUGUUCUUGAGGCAUUUUUAACAGCUUGUGCUCAUGGAAGAGUUUCGUCUCGAGACUUGACAACAGGUCUAAGGAACCUGGUAGAUUUUCUGCCUGCAUCUGUUGCUGCUAUAAUCAGUUACUUCACUGCAGAGGUCACUCGUGGUGUUUGGAAACCAGUUACAAUGAAUGGAAUUGAUUGGCCUAGUCCAGCUAAUGUCCUUCCAAUUCUUGAAUCUGAUAUGAAAGAAAUCCUUGCUGCUGCAGGUGUCAACAUACCAAGCUUUUCGUAUGGGACUUCACCUGUAAUGCUUCCUCUACCAAUGGCAGCUCUUGUGAGUUUGGCCAUUACUUUCAAACUUGACAAGAGUCUUGAAUACAUCAUGGCUGUUGUUGGGCCAGCCCUUGAGAAUUGUGCGUCUGGUUGCCCUUGGCCUAGCUUUUCUAUAAUUGGCUCAUUAUGGUCCCAAAAGAUACGACGCUGGCAUAACUUCAUUGUUGUAACAUGUUCUCGCGCUAUGCUCAUACGUAAAAAAGAAGCUGUUUCCCAACUUCUGAGAAGUUGCUUCAUAUCUUUCCUUGGAUCAAUGAAUGCUUCAACCUCUCCAAUGACCAAUCAAAGCGGUGUGAAGGCUUUAUUGGGUAGCCUCGUGGCACCUCCUGGAGUUCGUCCUUCACUAGCCCCUGGGUUUCUUUUUCUUCGGUCUUGUCGAACAAUUCAUAGUAUUCAAUUUGUGAAUGACAUAAUUAUUGGACUUGUAGCAGAGUACACUCGGGUUUUGCCCAUGAGAUUGCCAAGAACAGAUUCUUUUCGAUUGAAAUCUAGUGCAGCAUCUCAAUUCGUUGCUGCUGCCAAGGCUAGGGAGGCAGCCACACUUGGUGCAAGCCUCAUAUGUGUGGCAGGUGGGAUGGAGCUGGUCAAAGAACUUUACCUGGAGACCAUCCCAACCUGGCUACUUUCUUCAAGAGAAGAGAAAACUGGUGAGGUGGGUUCUCGCUCAUGUAUACUGGAAGGAUAUGCAAUGGCAUAUAUGUUGAUUUCUGCAGGAUCGUAUGAAUGGGGUGUUAGGGCUGAGCCACCAUCAUGGGCAUUCUCCAUAAGAGCUCAAAUCGUUGGGUCACACAUGGACUUUUUGGCAAGAGUGUUGGAGAAGAACAUAUCCGUUGGUUGUCAUCCGAUCACUUUAAAAGCUUAUGUUUCUUCUUUAAUAGGUCUUUUAAUCAGUCGUACACCAGCCUGGAUUCAGGAAAUGAAGCUGGAAACACUGACGAAAUUGGCUAGUGGACUGAGAGAAUGGCAACAACAGAAAUUGGCCCUCUCUCUCCUUGAAAGAGGCGGGAUUGCAGCCUUUGGCUCCGUAGUGGAAAUUGUUUAUGCAAUCAGUUGAGUUUGGAUCCUGAACAUUGGUUCCCUUAUCCUUGCUCUUUCCUUUUGGGUAAUCUGCCAACUCCAUUUACAUUUUCCAGUGCUGUAAGCCUGUAACUGGUUGGUUCUGCACAUGCACUGUGUCCUUAAAACAGCUCGGUCAAACGUGGCGUUUGUACUUGUGCCUAAGGUGAGGGAACUUGUUCCUUGCUAUCUCAACAGCAAUUAGCAUACAGUCUGGGAAGCUUCAAGCGGACGGACGGAUAGAUAAUCUGCUUUGUAAAGCUCUGAUUCUGUUGCUGGGAGUACAAUUAGAUGCCUGGAAUAUGAAGUUCUAUGUACUUCGAUAUGUCAUGCUACGGAAGGAAAUAACACCACAAGGAGAGUUAUUGUGACUGUCCUGUAUUUGUUAGGAGUUACCGUAAUCAAUUCCAUUAUCACAAUCAAAACUUCUAUGUUAAUUCCUUCCAAGCAUAAUGAUGAGUUUUAGAAGUAAUAUUUAUUUUGAAUUUUAAUUGAUC